This is a messenger RNA of Brassica napus (rape), 546 nucleotides long. RefSeq lists its product as uncharacterized. Bases 1 to 546 code for a protein of 181 amino acids. The record is from RefSeq and is a predicted model, not a curated record. The transcript has 2 exons. NCBI's taxonomy places the organism in Eukaryota, Viridiplantae, Streptophyta, Magnoliopsida, Brassicales, Brassicaceae.
AUGGGUACAGACAGUUUCAGCUGGACGGUCGAAGGUGAUUCCUGCAGCACCUACUCUUCCUCUAAAACUUGGGAGGUCCUUAGACCAAGAGGAACAACACAAGCCAGCGCUAAGCACAUCUGGUUUAGUGGGGCAACUCCGAAGCAUGCUUUUCACAUGUGGGUUACUAAUUUAAAUCGGCUUCCAACGAGAGACAGGUUGUCUGCUUGGGGUAUGCAAGUCCCUCUCAGUUGCUGCAUCUGCUCUCUUCACCCAGAAUCUAGAGACCAUAUCAUGCUCUCUUGUCCUUAUUCUUUGACUUUGUGGUCUGAGGUUGCUCGCAGGCUCCGUUGCGUUGUGCCUAACUUCGGCGACUGGCUGCGCUUAUUCAUUGAGCUUACUCUUCUCUACACGGUCUGGCAGCAGCGCAACAAUAUGUUCUUUAACCAGACUUUGUCUCCCCCGCUUGUGGCGUUUAAAGACAUCAACAUGCAGGUUGUUAACUCCAUCACAGCAUUGCGGACUAGGAAGAACUUCAGAGCCCUCAUGCAGCUUUGGUUAAUCUGA